GCCAGACCCACAGUAGAUGCUGCGUAUAUAGUCAUUACCCUGACAGAAAAACCUCUACAAGACUUGGACCUGCGGCUCUUGGUUGAGAAAUCCGAUAUGGUAGGAUGGUUGGGUCCACGCCGCCAUGUCAAGGCGUCUAGUAAGUAUUGUAUGAAUUCAAUUCCUCAUUUCACCUAUAUAGUGUGCUAUAAUCUCAUCCUGACGAGGGCGGUGAGGAAUCAUAGACUGCGAAGGGCAGCACAGACAAGAUGA
Molecule: messenger RNA, 252 nt
Organism: Suillus fuscotomentosus
Lineage: Eukaryota; Fungi; Basidiomycota; Agaricomycetes; Boletales; Suillaceae
Exons: 1
Source: RefSeq, a predicted model, not a curated record